UCGCUGCAGGCCGCCGCGCUCAGGGGCUUGGAGCUCGCGGCGCUGCGCCAGACUGUUCUCUCGGCGGUCCCUGCGUGCCCACCCGUGUCGCUGGCCUGCCCGCCAGCGAACCUCUCUUGUCCUGUGGCGGCGUGCCCGCCUCCAAUUUGCCCGCCACCCGUGGUCAACAUCAACUGCCCGUCUCAGGAGGGCGGCUCGGUGAUCGUGGACAAGAGGCGCGUCGUCGAGGCUGGCAUAUGCGGCUGGGUCCUGGGCGGCAUUGCUGGAGCGGCCGCCGCUGGCUUGGUGGCUCGGCAAGGUGAUUUCAUUCUCAUCCGAUACGAUCUUCCUGGGGCUCCUCUGUUCCACGAGCGCGUGGUCACUGGAGUGGGCCAGUCGGUGCCUGGUCUUUUCGCCGCACUCACGGCGGACGGCGACCAUUUCGCCGAGGAGACCAGGAGUGACGACGUGGCGGAGUUCCGCUGGUCUGGAGCGCAGGGCGCGACGCCUCCGGGAGUGGGCGCCCGACAGGUCUAUCGCUUCAGAGCCAUGCCCUCGGACGCGGAGCUGGAGCAGCUAAAGAGGGACGGCGUGCGGCGCGCUGCUGGUGGGUGGCCCCCCCCCGCUGCGCCUGGGCCUCUUGUGCCUGCAGGCGGCGCGGCUGUGCCAGCUGCGGCGCCCGCCCCCGCGGCCUGGCAGGGUGGAGAGGCUGGAGUGGUCGGCCGCGCUGGAGCGGCGCCCCCGAUCGCGGCUGCCGCGCCUGCCGCUUGGCUGGCCACCGAGGACUUCCGCGGGCUGCGGCGAGGAGAGCGUCUUCCUGACCCGCUGCCGCCGAACGCAGAGGUACACGGAGACGUCGCACUGGUCCCCGUUCAGGGUGGAUGGGUCACGGCACGCCUGGUGCCCGCGGCCGAGAUCGACGCUCUCGUCAUCGACGAUCUCAGGGUGCUGCUUGCGAAGUUCAGUCAGGAGGGAGCCGGGCGCCGCCCGUUCACGGAGGCCGUGGACCUGCAGGUUGCUGACGAGCCCGAGGGAGAUGGCGACCGCUCGAUCCACGAGCAUGAGGUUUUCUGCCGGGUUCUGGAGCCCAUGAUCAGCGUCGACCAGCUCAACGCCCCCGCGCUCCAGAGCGCCGAGCUGGUGUGCCGUCGCCUUCGGGUGAUCGAGGACGCGCGCGCUGUGUCUCCGUCGGCGCCAGACUACUCCGCCGCCGACGAGAACAUGGGGUGGUCUGCUCACCGCGGUGGCUCGGCGGUCGCCCCCGCCCUCCGGGAGCGCGCGGCGGCCAACCUGCGAGACAAGGCCGCUGUGAUCCAGGGGGGCCAGGAAGACAUCCCAGAAGUGGAUGCGGCUGCGCCUGCGGUUGAGACGGUGCUCGACCCGAUCGGGAGGGACUACGCGCUGGAUUAUGAGAGUAGGAUGAUGCUCGCGUCUGACGAGUGGCCCAGGGCCCUCGACUCCGAGCCGCCCGUCACCCCGUACAUGGACGAGGUUUUGAAGAGUGAUCCUGACGCCUGCCACCUGUUCAUCUCUGACCUGGUGAAGGCCAACAUGCUGGGCUUCACGUUUCACCCAAAGAAUUUGGCGACGCCCUCCUUCGUGGCGAAGAAGAGCGGUGCCCAGCGGCUCGUCUGGGGCGCGCGGGUGCCGAACAGGAGGUUUCGCGCCCCGCCUUCUCUGUCGAUGGGGGCGUCUGCCGCUUAUGGGCGCCUCCACUUGCCUGGGGAUCGCGACGACGCGGGAGUUGAUACAACCAGGCUCUACAGCGCCCAGGUCGACGUCAGGAACUACUUUUACGCGCUCGGUCUCCCCACUGAGAUUGGGCUCUACUUCUCGUUGCCGCCCGUCUCCCGGGCCGCGUU
Prorocentrum cordatum is the source of this 1841-nucleotide messenger RNA. The record is from the annotation of a GenBank genome assembly. Lineage: Eukaryota; Dinophyceae; Prorocentrales; Prorocentraceae.